Molecule: messenger RNA, 1778 nt
Organism: Seriola dumerili (greater amberjack)
Lineage: Eukaryota; Metazoa; Chordata; Actinopteri; Carangiformes; Carangidae
Gene: prkci
Product: protein kinase C iota
Exons: 18
Coding region: 1-1767 (588 amino acids)
Biological process (GO): protein phosphorylation
Molecular function (GO): ATP binding; protein serine/threonine kinase activity; protein binding
Source: RefSeq, a predicted model, not a curated record
AUGAUGCCGACGUUGCGGGACAGCACCAUGUCCCACCCCGGCGAGAAUUCCCACCAAGUCCGGGUGAAAGCCUAUUACAAAGGGGACAUCAUGAUUACCCAUUUUGAGCCAUCCAUUUCAUAUGAGGGUCUGUACGGGGAAGUGAGGGACAUGUGCUCCAUGGACAACGACCAGCUCUUCACCAUGAAGUGGAUCGAUGAGGAAGGUGACCCCUGCACAGUGUCGUCUCAGCUGGAGCUGGAGGAAGCGUUGCGUCUCUACGAACUCAACAAAGACUCAGAGCUCAUUAUCCAUGUGUUCCCAUGUGUACCAGAGAAACCUGGUAUGCCCUGUCCAGGAGAAGACAAGUCCAUAUAUCGGCGUGGAGCCCGGCGCUGGAGGAAGCUUUACUACGCCAGCGGUCACGCCUUUCAGGCCAAACGCUUUAACAGGCGAGCACAUUGUGCCAUCUGUACAGACCGGAUCUGGGGUCUGGGAAGACAAGGCUACAAAUGCAUCAACUGCAAACUGCUGGUGCACAAGAAGUGCCACAAACUGGUCACAGUGGAGUGUGGCAGACCGAUGAUCCAGGAACCAAUCAUGCCAGGGCCACCAUCGAGUCAAUUAGACCAAACUGAACAGCCAGGCCCUCAGAAUAAAGACUCCAGAGAAAGCUUGACUUACGAUGGAGAAGAGAAAGAGGCACGGAGCAGUAGAGACACGGGGAAAUCGCCUUCGAGUCUGGGCCUAGCAGACUUCGAUCUGCUGAGGGUGAUUGGCAGAGGCAGCUACGCCAAGGUGCUGUUGGUGCAGCUGAAGAAGACCGAGCGCAUCUACGCCAUGAAGGUGGUCAAGAAGGAGCUGGUCAAUGACGAUGAGGACAUUGACUGGGUCCAAACAGAAAAGCACGUCUUUGAGCAGGCCUCUAAUCAUCCCUUCUUGGUGGGCCUCCACUCCUGUUUCCAGACAGAAAGCAGGCUCUUCUUUGUUAUUGAAUAUGUGAACGGUGGAGAUCUCAUGUUCCACAUGCAGAGACAAAGGAAACUCCCAGAAGAACACGCCAGAUUCUACUCAGCAGAGAUCAGUCUUGCGCUUAACUACCUCCACGAACGAGGAAUCAUCUACAGAGAUCUGAAACUAGACAAUGUGCUGCUGGACUCAGAGGGACACAUCAAACUUACAGACUACGGCAUGUGCAAGGAGGGCUUGAGACCGGGCGAUACAACGAGCACUUUCUGUGGUACCCCCAAUUACAUCGCCCCAGAAAUACUCAGAGGAGAGGAUUACGGGUUCAGUGUGGACUGGUGGGCGCUUGGCGUGCUGAUGUUCGAGAUGAUGGCGGGCCGGUCGCCCUUCGACAUCGUCGGGAGUUCCGACAACCCGGACCAGAACACAGAAGACUACCUCUUCCAAGUUAUAUUGGAAAAACAAAUCAGAAUCCCCCGCUCGUUGUCAGUCAAAGCCGCCAGCGUCCUCAAGGGAUUUCUCAACAAGGAUCCCAAGGAGCGUCUAGGCUGCCACCCUCAGACAGGCUUUGCGGACAUCAUGGGCCAUCCAUUCUUCCGCAAUGUCGACUGGGACCUUCUGGAGCAGAAGCAGGUGGUCCCUCCGUUCAAGCCCAACAUCUCAGGGGAAUUUGGACUGGACAACUUUGAUGCCCAGUUCACUAACGAGCCCAUCCAGCUUACGCCUGAUGACGAUGACGUUGUCAAGAAGAUUGACCAGUCUGAGUUUGAAGGGUUCGAGUACAUCAAUCCACUCCUGAUGUCGGCGGAGGAGUGUGUGUGAGGGCUGUGACG